This is a messenger RNA of Elaeis guineensis (African oil palm), 1372 nucleotides long. RefSeq lists its product as uncharacterized. NCBI's taxonomy places the organism in Eukaryota, Viridiplantae, Streptophyta, Magnoliopsida, Arecales, Arecaceae. The record is from RefSeq and is a predicted model, not a curated record.
GUGCGUCAUCCAUCCGAUACGGGAGAGGGAGAAGCAGCGGAGAGAGAGAAUGGAGGCAAUCUACUUGCUGGGUUCCAUCACCUCCACCAUCGUGACCUCCUCCCUUCUCUCCCUCUCCCUCGCCGCCCGUUCCCUCCUCUCCCGCGUCCUCGCAUCUCCCUCUCCCGACCUAGGCGGUAGCGAACUAAGUACAAACGGCGGCGGUGGCGAUGGGGACGUCCCCGCCGUCCGGCUCUACGAGGGGCGCGUGCGGCAUGCGCGGAGGCGGCCCGUCUCCCACGCCUUCGAGUACCCCGUCCGCUACGCCCUCAUCGAUCUCGACCGCACCCAGCCCCAUCUCCGCCUCUCUCACCUCUCCGCCGAUCGUGCCCGCGAGGUCGCCGCCACCAACGGACCCGUUCUUCUCUUGACUAUACCAGCGAGUGUGGGAUACGAGCAGAACCCUCUCAGCGUUUACUACUGCUAUGAUGUCGUUGGAGAACAAGAACAAGAAGGAGGUGGGUCUUCUCCUCGCCUCAAGAUGUGCAUUGCAGAGGUGACAAAUACGCCUUGGGGGGAGCAAGUGUUGUUUGUGUUCAACCCAGGCUCCGAUUUGGUUGCAAAGCCUCUGCAUGUCAGCCCAUUCAUGGAUAUGCUGGGAAAUUGGAUUAUGCAUGCUGAUGCACCUGGGGAGGAUCUUUCCAUUGCAAUCUCAGUUGAACACCCCACACUUGGAAACUAUUUCACUGCUAUUUUGCAUGCCAAGCAAGUCCACUCUUCAUCCAGUUCACUAAAGCUGGCAACAUUUUUCUGGCUGAUGCCUCAUAAGGUUGCAAUCUGUAUAUACUGGCAGGCCCUCAAACUUUGGUGGAAAAAUGUCUCUUUCUUGCAACAUCCCAAGUACAUAAAUCCUAUGUACAGAGAUGAUGCUCUAACACGGGAUCGGAGACUCUGCUGCUGUCCGAGCAUUGGAAGGAGCAAGAACCAUUCAAUUCGUACGAGUGAUGAAGACAAUAGUUAUAGAUGGUGUGUAUGGAGAGAUGCUCAAUGGCCAUGGUCAUGAGGCUUUUCAGUUGGUCUUCUUGUUGCCUGCUCAUCUUUGUGUUGCCAGCUCAUUUGUUUAUGCUGUCUAUAGUGUAAUUUUUCAUGUACUAGUUAUUUUUGUUGGCAAGCAACACAUCUUCCACGAACUGUUGGGAUGUAUCCUUGUGUGAAACCCUUCACAUCUGACUGUUUUAUCCAGUGAAACAAUGGUGGUUGUAAUGGACACCUAGUUUUGACUCCAUAACACCUGUGGGGCUCUUCAGCCUUUUCUUCUUUUUUUCUUUUUUUAAAAAAAAAUUGUGUAUACUUUUGAUUGUUGCUUACAAAUCACAUGUGCCGUUGUACAUUA